AUGGGAAAAGGCAGGAAGUAUACCCUCCCCCCCUCCGUCCCUCCCCCCCUCUGUCCCCCUCCUCUGUCCCUUCCCCUCUGUCCUUUCCCCCUCCUUUCCCUCCCCCUCUGUUUUCCCCCACCUCUGGCACUCCCCCCGUUGAUCCCUCCCCCCCACUGUCCCUCCCCCUGUGUCCCUCCCCUUCUGUCCAUUCCCCCCUCUGUCCCUCCCCCCAUCUGUCCCUCCCCCCCUGUCUCUCCUCCUCUGUCCCAUCCCCUCGGAGAGAAUGAGGGAGGAAGUGCAGGAGCAGGAGCAGGUGGGAGUGGAGACAAAGGGUGUGCCCGAGAGAGGAGGGGUACACGGGUGGGAGAGGAGAGGCACAUGGGGAAAGCGAUGGCUCACCUGGUGUGUGGCGCUCACCUAUCUGUGGAUGGGGGUAAACAUGGCGGAGGGUGGGGGGAAGCAGGGCAGAGGGAGGGGGAAUGCAUGGCAGAAGGAGGAGGGAAGCAGGGCGGAGGGAGGGGGGAAGCAAGGCAUAGGGAGGGGGGAAACAGGGAGGAGGGAGGGGGGAAGCAUGGAGGAGGGAGGGGGGAAGCAGGGAGGAGGGAGGGGGGAAGCAGGGAGGAGGGAGGGGGGAAGCGCGGAGGAGGGAGUGAGGAAGCACGGGGGAGGGAUGGGAGAAGCAGGGAGGAGGGAGGGGGGAAGCAGGGAGGAGGGAGGGAGGAAGCAGGGAGGAGGGAGGGGGGAAGCAGGGAGGAGGGAAGGGGGAAGCGCGGAGGAGGGAGUGAGGAAGCACGGGGGAGGGAUGGGAGAAGCAGGGAGGAGGGAGGGGGGAAGCAGGGAGGAGGGAGGGAGGAAGCAAGGAGGAGGGAGGGGGGAAGCAGGGAGGAGGGAGGGGGGAAGCAGGGCGGAGGGAGUGGGGAAGCAGGUGAGGCAAAGGAGAAUAGAUUGGGGGGUAAAUAG
This is a messenger RNA of Closterium sp. Naga37s-1, 942 nucleotides long. The record is from the annotation of a GenBank genome assembly. NCBI's taxonomy places the organism in Eukaryota, Viridiplantae, Streptophyta, Zygnematophyceae, Desmidiales, Closteriaceae.